Molecule: messenger RNA, 1041 nt
Organism: Mixia osmundae IAM 14324
Lineage: Eukaryota; Fungi; Basidiomycota; Mixiomycetes; Mixiales; Mixiaceae
Exons: 9
Coding region: 1-1041 (346 amino acids)
Source: RefSeq, a predicted model, not a curated record
AUGAAAUGGCACUCAAGAAGUACAGCUCUUGCAGCAGCCCAAGUAUCUGCUGACUUGCCCAGCCUGCGCUCUUUUGUAAUCGCUGCCCUUAUCUCGACGUUGCUGGCUGGCGUCACUGCACAGCAGCUGAUUACUUACUUCUCUCGCUCAUACUAUGACUCACCGUUGCUCAAGCUCGUGGUCGUCACCACUUCGCUACUCAGCUGGACGGACUACCUCUUCACUCUGAUCACGCUCGAUACUUGGCUCAUAGUCGAUGAAGGCGACUACGCGGCGCUCAACCACUUUGGCUUGCCAUUCGCGCUGCACGCUGCCCUUAUCGGCGCCAUUGCAGCCGCCUGUCAAUCUUUCUACGCCUGGCGCAUCUACAUUCUCAGCAGGCGCGCCCCUUUCAGCCCUGUAUUGAUAAUUCUACUUGCGCUUGCGAGUCUUGGCUCGGGCGCAGCAACAACGUUCCACCUGCUGCAAGCUGGCACCUUCAACAAGAGUCAUGCCACGCCACUGAUCAAGGCACUCCAUCUAUGGUCGGUAUUUGCACAUAUAUGGAAAUUGCGCGAGUUCAUUGAUGAGCAGGUUCCCUGCCGCUUGCGAUCUCAAGCUUCCGAGGGCGAAGAAGUCACGCGCUUCUUCAAGAGACUCGUCCGUAUAGCAAUCGAGACGAACCUCCUAACGUUCUGCCUGGCCUUCGCUGCAGGUGUUUUGUUCAUCACCGAGACCCCACGCUACGUCUACUUGCCUCUGCCGUUCAUCAUUGGCCGCGUGUACGAAGCAACACUGCUCUAUACUGUCAAUUCACGCAUCGUUAUGAGCCCCGCAACGCCCACAACUUCCAGCGGCACUCCUAUGCCGAUCAUGGAACCAGUCAAGCCCGUGCCGAACAAAGACUAUAUUCAACUCGUUUCGCGUAUGAAGCGGCAGGAAGAGAAACUUCGCGACGCGCUCAAUCGUGACAGUGAGGAAUUCGGGGCCAGACAGUAUCGGCGUCCAAGCACGACUAGCGGAGAAAUGGAGGCAUCGAUACGUGUCAAAGCCUUUCAGUAA